Molecule: messenger RNA, 3086 nt
Organism: Phyllopteryx taeniolatus (common seadragon)
Lineage: Eukaryota; Metazoa; Chordata; Actinopteri; Syngnathiformes; Syngnathidae
Gene: qsox1
Product: quiescin Q6 sulfhydryl oxidase 1
Exons: 13
Coding region: 389-2773 (794 amino acids)
Biological process (GO): protein folding
Cellular component (GO): Golgi membrane
Molecular function (GO): protein disulfide isomerase activity; flavin-dependent sulfhydryl oxidase activity
Source: RefSeq, a predicted model, not a curated record
UUAUUUUGAAACCCGGAAUUGCCGCCCCCCUCUUCCGCAAAUCGAGCAACAUCAAGAGUGACGUGCUCGGAUUAAUGUAAGAUUUUGUUUUCUCUCUUGACAGAUUUACCAUCAUUUAGCCGCAAGCCAGGUUUGGAAAACCGAACAAAAUUACGUCGAAAAGAAGGAAUCGUCAAUGGUUCGUCACCGACACAAUACGCCUUGCUUGCUCUCGCUAGGUAAUUUCCGUCCUUUUACCGUAAAGGCCAGCGUGGAGGCCCACCCGGAAUAAUUAGAUGCUCCUGCUGUACGUGGCGUGAAGCCAGUAGUGGUCAGAAACUUGCUGCCGUGUUUAAAAGUUUCUCCCGGUGGUGGUCACCUUGGCGUUCGAGUGACACAACCGGGGAAGAUGGCGCGGCGCUACAACCGAGCCACGUCCGGUUUGAGCGAAGAAUUGAACAAAUACCCCCGACACGUCGCCGUGCUCUGCCUGACGUUUUGGCUGCUCUUGCUGUCCUCGGCGGUGGAGGCCGGACUGUACACGGGCUCCGAUCAAAUCGUCGCGCUCUCCCCGGACAAUGUCAAAUCUGUUUUGGUCAACUCCAGCUCGGCUAUCGUGGUGGAGUUCUACGCGUCGUGGUGUGGACACUGCAUCUCCUUCUCCCCCGUAUAUAAACGACUGGCGAGAGACAUUAAAGAGUGGAAGCCCGCUGUUGACCUGGCAGCCAUUGACUGUGCUGAUGAGAAUAAUAGGAAGGUCUGCAUAACCUUCGGUAUCAGAGGAUAUCCAACUUUGAAGUUCUUUCAUGCCUACAGCCGAGAGGAUUCUGCUGGACAGACUUUUAAAGGUUUGCCCCAUGAUGUCCAAGCUCUCCGUCACCACAUCAUAGAUCUAAUGGAAAAACACCAAGACCCGUGGCCUCCAGCCUGCCCACCACUGGAGCCCACCAGCCAAGCCGAAAUCGACAUCUUCUCGGAGACCAACAACAUACGACACCUUGCUCUGAUCUUUGAAGAUGUGGGCUCCUACAUUGGCAGAGAGGUUACCUUGGACUUGUUGCAGUUUGAAAACGUUGCAGUGCGUAGGGUCCUCAGCACUGAAGAAGACCUUGUGACCAAAAUGGGGGUGACUGAGUUCCCAUCCUGCUACCUUUAUUAUCCUGGAGGCAACUUCACCCGACUCAAAGUCAACAUUGAGGCCCGUACUUUCUACUCCUACGCCCUUCAGGGGCUUCCAGGGGUGGUGCGUUCAGGGAAGUCCCUGCCGGCCACCACGUAUCCCAUCAGCAAACACACAGAGGACCUCUGGAGACUUUUCAACAGGUCCAGGUUGUACAUGGCCGACCUGGAGUCGACGCUGCACUACUCGUUGCGGGUGGAGCUGACCUCUCAUCCUAUCAUCACAGGAGAGGCGCUGACUUCUCUCAGAAAGUACAUCGCAGUCUUGGCAAAGUACUUCCCAGGCCGUCCCAUGCUGAUGAAUCUGUUGAAGUCCCUUAGUUCAUGGCUACAAGACCAGACUGGUGACCAAGUUUCAUAUCAAGCGUUCAGUGAGAUCCUAGAAAAUUCUGCACAGGCUCCAGAUGCUGCCUUGCCCGAGGGGGUGAGGUGGGUGGGUUGCCAGGGGUCACAACCCCACCUCAGACGUUAUCCUUGUGGCGUGUGGACUCUCUUCCACCUUCUUACAGUCCAGGCCAAGAAGUCUGGCGGCUCAGAUCCCAUGGAGGUGCUAAGCGCAAUGACGGGCUACAUCCGCAACUUCUUUGGCUGCAGGCCGUGCGCCGAGCACUUUGUGAACAUGGCCGAGGAGAGCAUGAUGCAGGUGAACACCUUUACUGACGCCAUCCUCUGGCUUUGGUCCCGGCACAAUCGUGUCAACAACAGAAUAGCAGGUGCUUUGAGCGAGGACCCCAACUUCCCAAAGAUCCAAUGGCCACCACCUGACCUGUGUACAGCUUGUCACACAGUGAAGGGCAACGGGGACCACAGGUGGAACAACGAGCAGGUUCUGCCCUUCCUUCAGAACUACUACUCUGCCGAGCGGAUCCUCACAGACUACCUGGAAGACGAAAGUGAGGUUCUGGCCAAGCAGAAGGUUAAACGUGUCAGCCUGCAGCAAAUUUUAGAGGCUCAGAAGCGUAUUGAAAGAGAAGCCAGAGAGGUCGUGAGCCCUCCCAAUCUUCCUCCUCCAACACAAGUGGAAGAGGAGGAGGAGGAGGAGGAGGAAGCGUUGGCAGAUGAAGAGGAGGAAGGUGUGAGCGAUGGAGGAGCGGCACCAGCGGCCCAGAUGGAAGGCAAGACCUUUGAACCGACACCCUGGGCCCGAGCGGAAACCAAGCGGGAGAACGUCAGGAGGCCGAGCAUCGUAGGGAUGAAGAUGCGAGACGUGCAGGAGGACAUCGUGGACCUGGACUCGUUUGUCAACCAGCGCUACAAGGCCAAAGCCGUGCAGGUGGCUACCUCCAGCCGAGUCAAACAACGCACCCUGCAGAGGAACCGGGAGGAGCGAGACUCCGGGCCCGUCUUCGGGCUCGGCGUGGCGGGACCAGAGCCGGACUUCGGUUCCGACGAGGCGAUGCGUGUGCAGAAGCGAGAACUGUCGGCCCGCUUCGGCAGGGACGCCGGCUCGGGCAAGAGAGGCAGCUGGAUGUCCUUGCUGAGCGUGGGCUUCUCCAAAGCGGACGUCAGUCUGUGCGUCAUCCUCUACGUCCUGUCCUCCAUGUGCCUGCUCGCCAUGUACAUCUUCUUCAAAACCCGCCUCCGUCUGCGGCGGGUCAAAGUAUCACUGCCCUGAUCCAAAGUGUGGUCUGGCCACAUCACAGGCAAGCGUAAGGAGAUGUGUCCAGAUUAGCCCGGCCCACUUAACUGCUUCCUACUGGAGACCACACACACCACUUCCCUGCUGGUCUGGUUCCGUGCUUUAAGGUGCUUGUGGUGCCGUCCACUGGUUUGAGAACAUUUCAGCAAACGCCCUAUUGUGGAAGCUUUGUGCAUAUGGAUGUUUAUUUUCAUCAGUGGAACUGGUGUGAGUGAAGGAUAACCUUUUUUUGAUUCUGCCAUGAAGGACAUUUGAAUACAUUUGCAGUCAAUGGAACGACUACAACUAA